Molecule: messenger RNA, 1724 nt
Organism: Neomonachus schauinslandi (Hawaiian monk seal)
Lineage: Eukaryota; Metazoa; Chordata; Mammalia; Carnivora; Phocidae
Gene: GDPGP1
Product: GDP-D-glucose phosphorylase 1
Exons: 4
Coding region: 403-1560 (385 amino acids)
Biological process (GO): glucose metabolic process
Cellular component (GO): cytoplasm
Molecular function (GO): GDP-D-glucose phosphorylase activity
Source: RefSeq, a predicted model, not a curated record
ACUGCGCCCGCGCCGCAGCCCGUGUUGCAGCCCGCAUGCCACCUCCAGAAAUGACCGGAAUCUUGCGGCCCACUGAGGCUGUGCGCUGAGGGUCUGCAGACUGCGGGAGCCGUGCAUAGUGAUCUUCGAUUUUCACAAGAGCCCUGCAAGUCCUGUAGACCUCACUCGAGCCGACCCCGCGCCCAGAGCUCUUGUUCGCUCUUGUCGCCUCUCAACCCCUAGGACAAUGCUUGGCCCGGAGUAGGCUCUCAACAAACUGGAUGCAUGAAUGCAUGAACGAACCUCCACUAUUCCAGAAGUUGAGGAUCCCAAGCUGAGAGAGGAGGUGGAGUUUCUGGACCAGCAGAGCUGAGGGAACCCAGACUUGAAGUGAAGCGAAGCAGCUCUGCUGAGGUCAGCGCCAUGGCCGCUCCACAGGAUUCAAAUGAGACUUCCUAUCUGCUCCCUCCAAACAGUAAGGACUGGGAAGAGCAAGGCAUUCCUGACUUUGUCUACGGGCAGAAGGAGCUUGUGCUGGAAGGGAUUCAGUGGCCUGGGACUGCCCCCGGCCUCCUGGACACGCCGCCUGGGUCUCGCUUCGACUCUGCUCUCUGCUCCGCCUGGAGGCAGCGCAUGGACCUGGGGCUCUUCCGCUACCGCCUGGGGGAGCUGCAGACCCAGACCCUGCCUGGUGCUGUGGGUUUGGUGGCUCAGCUGAAUGUGGAGCGAGGUGUGCAGAGGAGGCGCCCCCAGAACAUCCGGAGCGUGAAGCAGGCAUUUGACCCUGAACAGUUUAACUUCAACAAGGUCCGGCCAGGAGAAGUGCUCUUCCGUUUGCUCCGGGAGCCCGAUCUCCCGGGUGCUCUCCGGCAAGAAGACAUCCUCGUCAUGAUCAAUGUCAGCCCCCUGGAGUGGGGCCACGUGCUGCUGGUGCCCGAGCCCACCCGCGGGCUCCCCCAGCGCCUGCUGCCAGGCGUGCUGCGGGCCGGCGUCGAGGCCGUGCUGCUGAGCUCACACCCGGGCUUCCGCGUCGGCUUCAACAGCCUGGGGGGCUCGGCCUCGGUGAACCACCUGCACCUGCACGGCUACUACCUGGCUCGCAGACUGCCCGUGGAGGGGGCGCCGAGCGAGCCCCUGGACCCUGGCGGCCGUCUGCAUCUGCUCCGGACUCUCCCAGCUCCCGGCUUCCUCUUCUACACAGGCGGCCCGGGGCCCGACCUGGAAGCCCUGAUAGGCAGGGUGUGUCGGGCCACUGACUACCUGACCGACCAUGAGAUUGCCCAUAAUUUAUUUGUGACGCGGGGGGCCCCACCUGGAAAGACAUCACCUUCCUCCGCUCUCACAGGCGUCCGCGUAAUUCUAUGGGCCCGGAAGUCCAGCUUUGGGGUAAAGGAAGGCGAGGCGUUCAAUGUCGCCCUCUGUGAGCUGGCCGGGCACCUCCCUGUCAAAACGUCCCGGGAUUUUGGCAGUCUGACAGAGGCGGCCGCUCUGGCCCUCAUUCAAGACUGUCUGCUGCCCUCGGCCCAGGCGGAAGAGGUACAGGCAGCCCUGGUGGCCGUGAUAGCCCAGGACGAGCAGUGAUCCUUCUAGAAGUAUUUAUUUUCUACCUGGUCUAAGUCCCUUUCCACAUGGUCGUUUGGGCUUCCAUGACUGCCACCUUACCCGUCUCAGCCCAAGGGGAGGGAUAAAGAACUGACAAGUGAUCUCUAAAGAGAAGAAACCUUAGAAUAAAUGGAAUGAAUGAG